Papaver somniferum (opium poppy) is the source of this 435-nucleotide messenger RNA. Its product is annotated as major latex protein 146-like. Bases 1 to 435 code for a protein of 144 amino acids. The transcript has 2 exons. Lineage: Eukaryota; Viridiplantae; Streptophyta; Magnoliopsida; Ranunculales; Papaveraceae. The record is from RefSeq and is a predicted model, not a curated record. Gene Ontology annotation, biological process: defense response.
AUGGCCGUACAUCAUACCAUUUCAGGUCUUCGUGGGAAGCUUGUGACCGAACUCGAAGUUAACUGUAAGGCUGACAAAUACUACGAAAUAUUUAAGCACCACAUUUUUACAGUAGCGUCAAAGCUAUUGAGGGGCAUGGAACCACUUCGGGCUGUGUCAAGCAGUGGAACUACACUAAGGUUACGUGUGUUCAUGUGUAAUAUGUUUGUGCACGCAGACGGUAAAACAUUGUAUGUUCAUGAGAAAACAACAUACACUGACGAAACAAGGACGAUAUAUCAUAAAGUCGUUGGAGGAGAUUUGACGAAGGAUUACAAGAAGUUUGACGUAACUCUUGUAGUUGAUCCAAAGACUAAUGGACAUGGGAGUAUUGUGAGUUGGACUAUCGAGUAUGAGAAGCUUAACGAGGAUUCUCAGUUCCUAUUGAUUAUUUGA